Messenger RNA from Manis javanica (Malayan pangolin), 9477 nucleotides. The record is from RefSeq and is a predicted model, not a curated record. Lineage: Eukaryota; Metazoa; Chordata; Mammalia; Pholidota; Manidae.
GUCGGGCUGGGGUUUCCUGGGGCAGUGGAGGGAGAUGGUUUGGGUGGGCUAUGCUGGGGCUGUCUUGGGAAGCCUGUCCCCAGGAGGCACGCAGCUGCCCAAUUCAGGGGAUACCUGCUCCCGGGGGCAUUGUACCCUCAGAGGUGCCUGUCUGCUUGGUUGAGCUCUUAGGCUGGGGGCCCAGCAGUGCCCAGCAUAGGGGCUCACCAGGCAAACAAGGAAGGAGCCAUGAAGCAGCGGGAACCCCGUGGAGGCCCGGAGGUGUGGUGAGCCCCCCGGAGGUGUGGUGACGCCCCUGGGAUUGUGAAGCAUGGAGACCUUACCAGGAGGCCUGGCUGGGGCUGGGGCUGGGGGGAGCCGAGGGCAGGGGCCUCGGCCGGGUGUGUCCUGAUGGUGCUGCACACGUGUGUCUCUGCAUGGAGAAGCCCCCUGCCCCACCACAUGAUCCAGCCCCGCCAGGGGCCCAGGGGCAGAGGUCAGUGGGCAGUGUGAAAACCUUUUCUUGGUGUGUUUUCCAGUCACUGCAGAGCUGGCUUAGUGGGCUUGCUCAGUCUCUGAAAGAGAGUGGUUGGCAGAUGUCUUCCAGGGUCUCUGUGCCCCCAGGGGCUCUGGGGCUGGAGGCACAGGGAGGGCCCCCAGAAGCUUGGGCAAAGUCCCAUCCCGCCCCGGGGCCAGCCGGCCCUGCUCUGCCCCCAGCUCUGGGCUUCGGGCCCCUCUGAGGUCAGUGAGAUGGCGUUGGCCGGAUGGGACCUUUGAUGAGACCCUUCCUUUGCUGGGAGCUGGGCCGCUGUGACCCACUGCCGGGGCUGGUCCUUCCGAGGCCACCCUGUUCUUGGGGCUUGGAGAUGGGGUGUACAGAGGGCUCCUAGGAGAAGCUUCUAGACCUGAACUAGGUACCCUGGGUGUGGCCUCCCUGCUUCCAGCUACUCCGUUUAUUAAGGCCUGGGGUGAGGCCAAGACAAUGGAGGCCGGCCUCUGCCAUGCAUCCCCUAUAGCUCCUGGCCUGACAGCUGGGCUGCCCAGGAGGAGUGUUCUGGGGGCGCCACCACAAUGGGAGGCUUCCUGGAGUUGGUGGCACUGACCUGGGCACAGAGGGGAGUGUCAGAGAUGGUGGGCCCAGCACAGGGUGUGGGGGGACAACGAAGGGCUCCUUACCCGGGGGGAAAAAGCUUAGCCCUUCAUCGACCAGGGCCUCGAACACCAGGCAGAGAGUGGCCUUAGCUCCAAGGGUGCCUGGGAGGCAGAAGGGGGACGUGGGCUGGCAGUGGGGGCCAGCAGGCUCGGUGUAGUGGUGCCGUCAGUCCUCACGACUGUGCUCGUCGGUGCGGGGAGGCGGGGUGGUCCCUGGCCUCCUGCCGGCAGCCCUGCUGGCAGCCAGCACACCGUAAAACAUGGGCAUUUAAGGCCCCCUCUCCAUUUCAUGUGUGCAUUGAUUGCAUUCAGGGUGGGUGGGAAUGGAUUUAUAAUUAGACAACAGUCCUGGCAAUCAAUAGGGAGAUUAUUAGAACCAUAAAUAGAACUUUAAGACUCAGAUGAGGUAAUUUCCCUUGAACUAGGGCAUCAAUCAUUAGGGGUGGCCCUGGAAUGUUAGAAUAUUGUGUGUUAGGCUCCAGAAUUAAAUACUUCUGGAGGGACGUGCUGUGAAUCCCCACCGCAGCCCCACAGUGGCCCUGGGUGCGACUGUUCCCAGGAAGACGUGGAUCUGGCUGGCGGAGUGGGCAGGGGCUGCCGUCCUCUUUGUCCUAUGCCCAGCAGGGCUGCUCCAGAGACUCUGGCCCUCCCGGAGGGGUGGUCUUUGGAGGGGGAGGUGGGGGCCCAGAGCAUCCUGGGUGCUGUGGCCGCGAGCCUGCCCCGUGGCCCUACUGCAGGUCAGGUCGUGGGUGUGGCCACGCAGGGAGCCUGUGUCCGGGGGAGCACCCCUCGCCAGCCGUGGCUGUGAUCAAGGCCACGGCCCACUUCCUGAGUCUGGGGGCCCAGUGCUCAGCCCCUUCCGGGUUCUCCCCCCUCCUGGGUGUGUGCUGAUGCUUCCUGGCUGUGGGGCCCCCAGGUGGGAUGGCCCGGCAGUUGCUUUCCAGACUGUCAGCGAGGCAGCGCUGCCGCCACGGAGGACGGAGGUGCCCGUGGGAGCGGGGCGUCCUGUUCCGUCGCCUGCUGUGGCUGCUCGAGAGUGCUGGGCGACAGCGGUGGGCCACCGCGAACCUGCCGCCCUGGUCGGCUCUGCUGGGACUUGGCUGUGAACCGCAGCGUGUCUCCCUCGUGCCGACAGAGUGCCUGUCAGACAUUCACAGGACACCUGUGCUCAUUGACGGCUCGAGGCCACAAGAGCCAGGCUUUGGCCUUCUGACCUCACAGCGGGCCAGAGGUUGUAGUGCCAUCUGGGGUGGCCGAAGGUGGGCAGAGUGACAGGGUGAAUGACCCAGGACCAGAGAGCCUGUGCAAACCCUGGGUCCUGUAGACAUGGGCCAGGCCCUACCUGGGGUCCUGGGCCUCAGAGUCCAGACAGCAAGUCCCAGAGCAGAGGGUUCCUGGCCAGCUGUGGGGGAAGGGGCACUGAAGGGCCAACCUUGACCAGGAGGAUGGAGGGCUUCCUGCAGGAGGUGCUGCAUGCUGCUUGGAUAUACAGAGUGCGAGGUGAGGUCAUUUUGGUGGUGGCCUGGGCGGAGCCAGCCUUUCCCUCUGCCCGUGGAUGUUGGGUGGUACUGGACUGUCGUGUUGCUCCCACUGACCCCUGUGCCAGCCUGCUUGUCUCCCCCUUCCUGUGAGCCCUGGAAGGGUCCCUGGGGAUGUGGAUGGGACCAUGGAGUGGAGGUUAAGGCAGCCCCUUUCCCUGGGAGGCUGCAGGGAAGUUGCUUCUGUGAUGGGCAGACAAGGUCCCGCUGGAAGUGAGGUGCUCCCAGUUGGAGCCCUGGGUCAGGGUCAGGGGCUGGCCAAGCUUUGAGGGGCAGGAGGUCUGCCCCACAAUGCCCUGGAGCCUGGCACAUGCCCGCUGGGUGAUGUCUCCUGCACCCUGAUCAGGGUUGACACUGUCUGCAAGGUUCCACCCUGCUGCCCUGGGCCCUCACUUACCCUGCCUUUUGGGGUGAAAUAGUCCCAGUGAGGUGUUUAUCCUGAGCUGAUGAACAUGGUCCUUCAUGUGCCAGAGCCUUAACCUGGGUUCAGGCCUGGAGGGCUCCUCAGAAGUGGGUCAGCUUGUAUCUCCCAAGCUGUGCACUGUGGGACCUCAGGGCCCCACUGUGGUCAUUCUCUGGGGACAGACGUGGUGCUGGCUGGCAUGGGUGCCCCUGUCUGGCAGGUCCUGCCCUUGGCCCUGCUCUGGAGGCCCCCGUCUGGGCAGCCCCUCACGCUGUCCUCUCUCCGCGCUUUUCUUUCGUUGCUGCUCUGGCGCCUCCAUCACGUUUUCUGUUUGGCCGCCCACCCGCCCGCUGCCCCUUCUUCUGUCCCCGUGUUGUGGUCUUCCCUCUCUCCGCCCUCCCCGCCCGCCCCCUCCGGCUUCUUUUGGCAUGCCCGGGGUCUGCUUCUGGCAGGAAUCGGCCGGAGCCGUGUCUCGGCAGCUCGGGACGGUGGAGCCGAGGCGCGUGCGGGACUCCCGAGACAGGCUGAAGCUGCGGUGGCUGCAGUAGCAGUGGCAGACACGGUUCGCGAUGGUGCCCCCGCUGUGGGCCCUGACAGUGCGUCCACGACCUGGGGCCGGGGUAGGGCCUGCACUGCUGCCCUGCUCACCCCAGCCCCGGGCACCCUGGCGGGGGGCUCCACGGGCCCAUCAGCUGCAGCCUCCUUCUUCAUCAGGGCCGCCCAGAAGCUCAGCCUGGCCUCCAAGCGCAAGAAGCCCCACCCACCACCAAGCCCUGCCACCCGCGGCGCCCCCACCUACCCCUCGGACUUCAGCGGGGUCCUGCAGCUGUGGCCGCCCCCCGUCCCCCCCUGCUUGCUCAGGGCUGCCGUCAAGGCCAAGGGCAAGGACAGCCCUGGCAGUGCUGGAAAGGUGAAGGUCAUGCUGCGGAUCUGGCCAGUGCAGGGGGCCCAGCACUCGGCCGAGUCCACAGCCUUCCUGAAGGUGGACCCUCGGAAGAAGCAGGUGACCCUCUACGACCCGGCUGCUGGGCCCCCCGGCAGCUCAGGUCCCCAACGGGCCACCACUGCCGCGGCUCCCAAGAUGUUUGCCUUUGACGCUGUCUUCCCCCAGGACUCGGAACAGGCCGAGGUCUGCUCGGGGACAGUGGCCGAUGUGCUCCAGGCAGUGGUCAGUGGGGCCGAUGGCUGCGUUUUUUCCUUCGGCCACACGAGCCUUGGCAAAUCGUAUACCAUGGUGGGGGAGGACCGCUCGCCCCAGAGUCUGGGCGUCAUGCCCUGUGCCAUUUCCUGGCUUUUCCGGCUUGUCGGUGAGCGCAAGGAGAGGACGGGCACCCGCUUCUCUGUCCGGGUCUCAGCCGUGGAGGUGUGCGGCCAGGACGGGAGCCUUAGGGACCUGCUGGCCGAGGUGGCCUCUGGUGGCCUGCAGGAUGCCCAGUCUCCAGGCGUGUACCUGCGGGAGGACCCUGUAUGUGGGGCUCAGCUCCAGAACCAGAGCGAGCUGCGGGUGCCCACGGCCGAGAAGGCGGCCUUCUACCUGGACGCAGCCCUGGCUGCCCGCAGCACCAGCCGGGCGGGCAGCAGCCAGGAUGCCCAGCACAGCUCACACGUGUUCUUCACACUGCAUGUCUACCAGUACCGCAUGGAGAAGUGUGGCAAGGGCGGAAUGUCUGGAGGCCGUAGCCGUCUGCACCUCAUUGACCUGGGCAGCUGUGAGGGGGCACCUGGCAGGGGUGGGGAGGCCCCUGGGGGCCCCCUGUGUCUGUCCCUGUCGGCCUUGGGCAGCGUCAUCCUGGCUCUGCUCAGCGGGGCCAAGCAUGUGCCCCAUAGGGACCACAAGCUCACCAUGCUGCUGCGGGAGGCCCUGGCCACCACCAACUGUCGUGCCACCAUGAUCGCUCACGUCUCGGAUGCGCCCGUCCACCACGCCGAGACUCUCAGCACUGUGCAGCUGGCCGCCCGCGUUCACCGCCUGCGCAGGAAGGUCAAGUACAUGUCCAGCUCCUCGGGCGGGGACAGCUCCUGCGAGGAAGGCCACGCCCGUCGCCCCCAGCACCUGCGGCCCUUCCACCCCCGCUCCGUGGCCCCGGACCCCGACCGCCUGUUCCCUGGCUCGCCUGGCGACCUUGACUACUCGUCCAGCAGUGAGCAGUCCUGCGACACUGUCAUCUAUGUGGGGCCUGGUGGGGCGGCGCUGUCAGACCGCGAGCUGACCGACAACGAGGGCCCGCCGGACUUCGUGCCCAUCAUCCCCGCGCUGAGCCGCCGCCGGCCCUCCGAGGGCCCCCGAGAUGCAGACCACUUCCGCUGCAGCACCUUUGCAGAGCUGCAGGAGCGGCUGGAGUGCAUUGAUGGCAGCGAGGGCCCCUUGGGAGCCCCGGGUGGCCCGGCCCGAGGGGGCAGGAAGCCUUCCCUGCCUGACGCCGUGGCCCUCAGAAAGGCUGUGGGCUCCCCGCUGGCUGCCAGCACACCUCGUGGCAGCCCCAGCCCAGACACCCACCAGGGUGCCUUGGAGCCCUCUAGGGCUGGAGGUGAUCAGAGGGAUGGCGUCAGCACCAGGCCUGAGCCGCCUGUUCUGGACAAGGCCGUGGGGGGUGGAGGCCGGAGGCCGCUGCCUGGCCCGGCCCCUCCGCCGCAGCAGCCAGAGGCCAGCAGAGCCCCAGAGGAGCCCGGUGUCCGGGGUGCCGAUGGCGUGGUGCGGACUCCCCCCGUGGGCACGAGUGGGCGGGCAGGCUGCCCCCAGCCAUCUGAAUGGGGCUGCCACCUGGAGCGAGGCCUGCUGACUGCCACGGUGACUUUGCAGCAGCCCGUGGGGCUCAACGGCGAGGAUGAGCUGGUGUUCACCGUGGUGGAGGAGCUGGCCCUGGGCGGACUCUCAGGCCCCGGGCGCCCUGCCAGCCUGGCCAGUUUCGGCAGUGACUGCUCCCUGCAGGCCCUGGCCUCGGGCUCCAGGCCGGUCAGCAUCAUCAGCAGCCUCAACGACGAGUUGGAUGCAUACGUCCUGCAGGCCCCCUGCGGGCCCCUGGGCGGGGCCACCCACGCGGGCAGCAGUCAUAGCUCCUCCCUCAGCUCUUGGCUCAGCUCGGUUGGCGUGUGCACGGCCGACAGCCGUAACCCCACGCCGCAGCCCCCCUCUCGGGCCAGCCCGGACCCUUUUGGUCCCGACUCGGUGGCAGGGCCUGACCCCCUGGGCCGCCCAACCCCGGACAGCUCCCUAGAGGGUGGCGGCUUUCUGUUCUCAGAAAAGGGCCGGCCAGACAGUCCUGGCCCAGCCUGGAGUCCUCGUUCUCAGGAGGUGGCCGCCGCAGCCCCCGGCAGAGCUGGCAGGGAGCCCCAGGCGGUGCCUCCCCGGGCGGCAGCCUCAGCACAGACUCUCCACUCCAGCCUUCCCCGGAGACCGAGGACUACCUCUGCGGCCGGUCACGUGGGCUGCCCUCGCCGGGACCCAAGCCCACCUGGCCCUGGAGACCCGUUCGAGGACCCCUGGCUGCCGCGGGCAGAUGAACGUGUCCCGCUGCAGAUGGCCUCUGCCGGCAGGGCCUCCAGCCCGGCCCUGGUGCUGGCUUGUGCCCGCAGGGUGGUGGAUGGCUGUGAGGUGGCAGGCAGGGUGGCCCACAGGCCGGAGGUUGCGGCUCAGAUCCCACCCCUGCGGAGGGGGGCCACCACGCUGGGUGUGACUACGCCCACGGCAUCCUGUGGGGACGCCCUGGCCGAUGCAGCGGCCUGCGUGGGUAGCCUGAAAGUGGCCCCUGGCAGCAAGAAGAGCACGGCUGCCAAGGGGGGCCUCUUCCUGCGGCCUGGUGGGGUGGCCCCCCCAGCCCCGCCCGUGCGCAAGUCCAGCCUGGAGCAUAAGAACAGCCCCACCCUGGGCCCUCUCCAGGCGGGGUGCCUCCCACGAGGGGAGGAGGAGGCCAGGCCUAGUGGCCGGGCUGACCCCUCCGUCCCCCGGGCCACGUCCAGCCUGAAGGCCCGGGCUGGCAAGGCAGAGGCGGCGUGCCGUCCCACUGCCCAUGGGUCCCUCGAGAGGCGUGAGGGCCUGGCACACAGCAGCGGCAAGGCCAAGGAAGCCCCAGGCAGGCCACUCCGGGCUGUGCCCAGGCUGGGGGUGCCACCCGCCAGCCUCAUGCCUGGGCCGGCUGCUGUCUGUAGGGGCGGCCCGGCCAGGGGUGUGGGGGCCCUUAAGCCCCCAGCCAGCGGGGCCAAGGCCCGCAGCUUGGCGGCUGGCGGGUCGAGGGCCCUGGGCUCCCCAGUGAAGCUGCUGGCCCCUGUGGCCGGCAGGAGCCCUGGCGGUCCUGUGACAGGUCCCAGGGGAGCCCCACGGGUGGCCCCCGGUAUGGGGGCCAAGGCCAGUCGAGGCACUGUCAUGGGCACCAAGCAGGCGCUCCGGGCCACCCACAGCCGUGUCGGUGAGCUGGUGGCCGGCGGGGCGCCUGGCAGAGGUGGCCCUGCGUGGGGCUCGGCCGACUCGGACAGUGGUAACGACAGUGGUGUGAAUGUGGGUGAGGAGCGGCUGCCUGCAGGCCCGGCACUGCCCUCGCCCUAUAGCAAGGUGACAGCCCCCCGGCGGCCCCAGCGCUACAGCAGCGGCCAAGGCAGUGACAACAGCAGUGUGCUGAGCGGGGAGCUCCCACCCGCCAUGGGCCGCACGGCCCUGUUCUACCACAGUGGAAGCAGCGGCUACGAGAGCAUGAUGCGCGACAGCGAGGCCACCGGCAGUGCGUCCUCCGCCCCCGACUCCAUGAGCGACAGUGGGGCUGCCUCCCCAGGUGCCCGCGCCCGCAGCCUCAGGUCCCCCAAGAAGAGGGCCACAGGUCUGCCGCGGAGACGACUGGUCCCGGCCCCACUGCCUGACGCCACCGCCCUGGGCCGCAAGCCCAGCCUGCCUGGGCAGUGGGUGGACCUGCCCCCGCCCCUGGCCGGCUCGCUGCAGGAGCCCUUCGAGAUCAAGGUGUACGAGAUAGACGACGUGGAGCGUCUGCAGCGGCACCGCCCACCCCCGAGGGCAGACCCGGCUGAGCCCUCCCAGGACGUAGAGAAGGGCUUGGUGUGCGUCAGUGCAAAGCUGCGGCUGGCAGAGCGCAGGCAGCAGCGGCUGCAAGAGGUGCGGACCAAGCACCGGCGCCUCUGUGAGGAGCUGGCUGAGACCCAGGGCCGGCUGAUGGUGGAGCCUGGCCGCUGGCUGGAGCAGUUUGAGGUGGACCCAGAGCUGGAGCCCGAGUCGGCGGAGUACCUGGAGGCCCUGGAGCAUGCCACGGUGGCCCUGGAGCAGUGUGUGAACCUGUGCAAGGCUCACGUCAUGAUGGUCACCUGCUUCGACAUCAGCGUCACCGUGCCCACUGCCGCCCUGGGGCUGCAGGAGGUGGACGUCUGAGGCUGGGCAUCAGGACCGGGGGAGGGGACAUGCAGGGGCGAGAGGACGGGACGUGGGGUGGAGCGAGGAUGUGGUGUGGGUAGGAGGAAGGCGGAUGCAGAGGGUCCAGUGCAGGAUCGGGGUCUCGGAGGCAAUGGAGUUAGAGGGAGGGGAAGGCCCGCCAAGCGGCGGACAGGGAGGGAGCGCGCGGGGACGGGAGGCAGCCACCGUCCAGACAAGUGCCUUUACCCUGGAAUUGGACUUCCGUCCUUUUUGUGUUUGGUGCUAAGAACUCACGAUACCAGCAGACGGUGUGCGGCCGCAGCCGGGUGGUGGCUGUGGUCGUCCAGAUUCUGGGCUGGAGCCAGUGGCACUGUUCAUGUCACCUCCACAGCCAAGCAGUUCCAUGCAGCAGGGCAGCCCCGGGCUCCCCAGGCCACUAGUUGAGGAUCAGGGUUAUUUUCCUUUACAGCUCUUUCCUCUCAGCAGAGCCGGCCUAAGGGUCUCCAGACCCUUCCCUCUGCAGGUGAUGACAGUGGGGUCUCCUGGGCGGGGUACCCCAGCCUCCGUUCCCCAGGGCCUGCUUUGUCCUGAGGGUACAGAGAGGGCAGUGACCAAGGGGAGGGCUGGAGGCACACGGCCGGAAUUCUUACCAAAACCACAAGCAAAAACCAGAAAAACCAACACAUACAAAAAAUGGGUGAUAAGGGUUUUGUAAAGGUUCUGUUAGGUUCAUAUUUUUGUAUCAUUUUGCUUAUAAAUGCGGUAUUUGCAGUGGGAAUUUCAAGACAAAUGAUCUAUGUUUUUAUGGUUUUCUAUGAAAGGUAUCCCUCAGGCCAGACUCUUUCUGGGGACACCCUGGGCAGGACAGGGGUCCUGGGGAGGCACUUCUUGCCAGAUGCAGACCAGGGGAUGAGCCUGCCUAUGGGUGGCAUUCCCGGCAGGGUAGGCUCUGUUUUCUGACCAUUGUGCAUUUUCUUGGGGCAGCCAAACCUUUGUACAAAUCUGUAGAUAACAUCUUGCUGCAGCUUUUGUGAAUAAAAGAUGCAUUGAUUGUU